CUACUACUACAUGUGAUAAUAAAAUGGGCUAAUCUUUAAAAUUUUCUCAUAAACAAACAAUACAUUUAAUGAUCAAUGAAAUGAAUAAAAAACCUAUGGAAUUGUGGGAACUUGAAACUUUUUUGGAUAAAGCUAUUCACGAAAACAAAACAGUUAUAAAUUUAAGCCACAGAGGACUGACAAUAGUUACUGGACGAUUGCAGAGAGCAAAUUCAGCUCACGCAUUAUUGUUAAAUCACAAUAAGUUAUUGAUGGCUCCUAGUGAAUUAUGCUCAUUACCUAACUUGACAGAGUUGGUGCUGGAUAACAACAUGCUGACAAUGUUUCCUUCAGGUAAGAGUGUCUAUAAUUUACUGACUUUGAAUACUCAUUACUGUAUUUUUUUUACUUGGAAAUUCAAAUGAGUGUGAGAUAAUUUAUUUGGCUACCCAGUAGAUCCAAUAAUUGGUAAUGGAAUAUUUUAAAUUUUAAAUAUUUGAAAAAUGUUAAAUUAGUACAGUGGAACCUCGGAUAAUGAACUUAAUCCUUCCCGUGUCUCCCUUCUUAAACCGAAACAUUCGCUGGCUGAAAUAAUUUUUCCCUUUGAAAUCAAUAAAAAUUUAAUGAAUUUGUUCCAACCUUAGAAAUGCAAUAUUUUUACAUUUUUCAGUGUUUUUCUCUAGUGUAAACAAAUCAAAUUAAAUUGAACUAUAGAUAUAUCACACUAAAAUAAAUAAAACAAGUAUUGCCAUUAUUGUGUUAUACUGUAAUAUAAUUUCUUUCUUGAUUUCCUCACUACAAUACCUAUUAAUAACACUUUUCUCUUUAGGCACCAUAAUAAAGGCUAAAAUAUCACAAAAAAUUCAAAAAUAACAAACAGUAUUGUUUUUAAAAACAUUACUCGGAUAAACUAUGAAAAACUACAUCUACAAUAAAAGCACAAAUUCUCUACUGAGCCCAUGCAUUGUGUAAACAGGCAUAUAAGUAUGUUGGAACCAAAAGUAUAGUUCGUGAACAGAGAAUAAAAUUGUUCAUAAAACUUUUUCGUUAUCUUAUUUGUUUGAUAAAUAAGGCGUUUCUAAUUUGAGGUUCCCCUGUAAUUAGUAUUUUUGCUAUCAAUUUUUCAUAAUUUUAAAUUGAUUUUGAAAGGGGAUGUAAGUUUUGGUUAUCAGUAAAUUAAGCAUUUGGAUAGUACGCGAAAAAGGUAGGUAUCAAAGAUUUGGGUUAAGGAACAUUGGAUGUUGUUUGUUGCCUUUGAUUGUUUAAGGGCUACAAAUCAGGGGUAAGAAUGAGUGGUCCAAGGUUCAAGUCUGGAGAUCUUAUCAUGCAUGAUCAAGCAACUUGGAAAAUAUAUUAUGCAUUGUUAGGAAAGAAGAGCUUUGAAAGUCAAUCACUCUUGGCAUGAGAGGGGUAGGUGUCUAAUUGAGUACCUAUAGCUCUAACAAUAAUUAAAGAAUUACAUUACAUAGUAUAAGGAAUUAGAUAUGUUGCAUUAGAGAACGAAAAAGAUUUCCUAUUAGUGCUGGGAGAGAGAGAGAGAGCGAAAAAUUAGGAAGAAUUAGAAUUGUCCUAAUUGGGAUUGAAUUUUCAGGCAGGAGGCAGGAUCCUGUGUUUGCUUGUCCUAAUUUCAAAUUAAAUUUUUUAAAAUGGGAUAUGACAUGAAAUUAGAAUUAAAUACACAUAAUAAAAUUAAUCAAAGUCAUAUUCAUUUUAAAAUAAUUAAAACAUUUUUAAAAAAAAAUUAGCAAUAUUUAAAACAAGCACAUUUGAUUAUGGACAUUUUCUCUUGGCGUUAACAGGUUUGGCCAAACUAACACAUUCACUCAAAUAUGACAAUUUUAUCUCACAGGUAUUGGAUGUCUUUCUAAACUGCAGGUAUUGUCAGCAUCACACAAUCCAUUAGUUGUCUUACCAGAUGAAUUAGCCAAUCUUUCAUCUUUACAAUGCCUUUGGCUUAUUAAUUGUCAGCUUGCAAGUCUACCCCCAAGUUUGGGAAGAUUGAAGAAGCUUGAAAAGCUUGGACUGAGAAACAAUGAAUUGCAUUGUCUUCCUGAAGAACUGUGUAGAAUCCAACACCUAACAUGGCUCAACUUGGAUGAUAAUCGUCUGAAAGAGCUCCCUUUGAAGAUUGGUAGUUGGAAGGAAUUAGUUUAUUUAAAUCUGAAUAGCAACUGUUUUGAUGAAGUGCCUGUUACUCUUCAAGAAAUUCCUAGUCUAGUUUCAUUACACAUGAGAAACAACAAAAUAAAAAGUCUGCCUGAUGACACAAUUGUGGCCUUGUCUUUUAUAAAAUAUCUAGACAUCAGAGAUAAUGGUAUUCACACUCGACCUCAGCAAUGGAAGGUGGGUUUCAGUUGUAUGUAUUGAAAUAUAUGCAAAUUAGUAUAGACCAAAUUCUUUUUUGUUUUUUCAUGGAAAAGUAAAAUAAAUGUACAGCUGGUACUUUUCCUAAUCUGAAGUCAGAAAUUUAAUGAGUUGUAAAAAUCUUUUAUUUUGAGUGUAUUAUUAACAAGUACAUAAAAUGCACAUUUUAUUACUACUUCUCAGGGACUAGACUUUAUCAUUGUUGGAUCAGAAGAGCAGCAUGAACAAGAAAAUUACUUAACGUACACGUGAGGAAAUUGUGAAGCUUAAUGAAUGCUAAAUUUUAAAAAUAGAUUAAUUUAUACCUAAAAUAUAAUAAAACAAUGUGUUUAUAAUGUUGAGAUGGUAUAUUGGGCCUAUACCAUUUGUAGUUUUGAUGCACAUAUUUGUGUGAAUUUAUGAGUGUCAUUUAAAAAGAUGAGUAUAUAAGUGGAGAUUUUGAUUUGUUCAUGAAUAUUCUAGUGCAAUAUUUCAGAAUUAAUGAAAUGUUAAAAUACUGCCCAGUAUUUUAUUCCGAGGGCAAAAUAAAAAUAUAUAAUUAUAAAGUGUGCUAGCGACUUUGGACAAUCAGUGACCAUGAAAUCUUCGAUUAUAUCUUUAAUAACGUUCUUCAAUUUCAACCAUAGGUUGGAUGUGUAAAUCUAUCUACUGAUCUCAAUACAAUAUUCUGUAUAGUUAAUUUGAAUUCCCCAAUUGUGUUGUCCAAGCAAUAGGAGCAUUAAGAAAAACUUAUCUGAUUUAGGGAUGGUUGUAAAUAUUCAUCCUAAAAAGUACAAUAAAACCCACUAAUAAAUGUAUUUUAAAGUAAAUGAAUGUUCAAAGUAACUUUCACUUACUGGGAAAAGUAUUGUUGCUAUUUUUUUAAUAGGUUUAAAAAAAAAAAAUAUAUUUUUUUGGCUUUAUGACAGAAAUGGAGCCAACAGAACCAAUCCUAGCCAUUUACAAAAAUCUCACAGAAUAGUGGGUAAUAUGAUCAGUGCACAAACAUAAAAAGCUUGUACAACACAUCUUAUCUCUCUUUUUAUAAAGUUAUAAAUGCUUUCUGAUAAAUUUCUUUAUCUCUAAAUACAACCUAUUUCAUUAACCCAGAGCAGUGAUGAUAAGACAAUAUAUAUUUAGCAUUACUGGAAUUAUUUUAAAGAAAUAAGUAUGCCGGCUCUUUUUUGAGUCUUUUUAUCAGAAAAAUGUUUUACAUUUUUUUCCCAACAAUUAUUUAUGUAUUCAUAUCAGUAUUAAUUCAUGAACAUAAUCUAAUUAUGGAUGAAUGAGGGUAACAUAUAUAUAAUUAUGGUGUUUUGACUGUGAUAGUUUUGUUCUAGAAACAAAUCUUUGUUUUAUCUUGAAAUUUGUUUUAUAAUAGAAUUAUAAAAGAGUUAAUCUUUCGUUUGGAGAUGAUAACAAGUAAUGGGUAGACAGAUCUGCUGCUUUAAAGCAAACUUUUUAUGCCAGCCUUUUUGGCACACCAAAAUAAAGGACAGAAAAAUAAUAAGACAUGAAAAUACAAUUUUAGUAUUACAAAAAUUUUGUUUAAUGCACAUAAAAAUUGUUAAAUUCCAUAUCAAUCUG
Molecule: messenger RNA, 3909 nt
Organism: Lymnaea stagnalis (great pond snail)
Lineage: Eukaryota; Metazoa; Mollusca; Gastropoda; Lymnaeidae
Source: the annotation of a GenBank genome assembly